GAACCUGCGUCAGCUUAAGCUGGAGGAAUUUUAAUAAACCCUCCCCUGUAGGCGUGGGCCUAAAUGAGGCUAGCCUAGUUAAGCCUGAUCUUUUUCCGUUUGUGAAAAGAGCUGAGCAGAGCUGAAGGCUGCAUGGUGGUUUCAGAAACUGCCUACUUAAUUUGAAAAGAACAAUGGUAGGAAAGGCUAGAUCUUCCAAUUUUACCUUAUCUGAAAAGCUUGAUUUGCUAAAGCUUGUGAAGCCAUAUGUGAAAAUUCUUGAAGAACACACUAAUAAACAUUCAGUAAUAGUGGAAAAGAAUAGAUGUUGGGAUAUCAUAGCAGUUAACUAUAAUGCAAUUGGAGUAGACCGCCCUCCACGAACAGCGCAGGGCCUACGCACCCUUUACAAAAGACUCAAAGAAUAUGCCAAACAGGAGCUAUUGCAGCAAAAAGAUACCCAAUCAGAUUUUAAAAGCAAUAUUUCUGAGCCAACCAAGAAAGUUAUGGAGAUGAUUCCCCAGAUUUCCAGUUUUUGCCUGGUAAGAGACAGGAACCACAUACAAAGUGCAAACUUGGAUGAGGAAGCACAGGCUGGUACCAGUUCUCUACAAGUAAUGUUGGAUCACCAUCCAGUUGCUAUUACAGUGGAGGUGAAGCAAGAAGAAGACAUUAAACCCCCUCCACUGGUUUUAAAUUCCGAACAGAGUUAUACUUUUGAGCAAAGAGAAGAACAUGAAUUAGUACAUCUUAUGGAAAGAUCUGUGUCGCCAUCACUUUCCUCUGUUGAUGUGAGAAUGACAUUGUCUCCAUCUUCUCUUCCAAGGAGAGAUGACUUUUUUCAUCAUGAGAAUGGAGGACACUUUAGGUCACAAUUAGGGUCUGACCCUCAGAUUCUGCAAAUGCUGAAAGAGGAGCAUCAGAUAAUUUUAGAAAAUCAAAAAAAUUUUGGAUUGUAUGUUCAGGAGAAGAGGGAUGGAUUGAAAAGAAGGCAGCAGCUAGAAGAAGAGUUGCUACAAGCAAAAAUCGAAGUGGAGAAGCUGAAAGCAAUUCGCUUACGGCAUGAUCUGCCUGAAUAUGAUAGUUUCUAAGUUUUUUUUCAGUCUCCCAAUUUGAUAAUUUAAUUUUGGCCAAAUUACUUUCAUUUGGGAAUAUCUUAAAGCAGAAUACAUACUUAAGAAAUAUUUAGUCUCAUUUAAAAAAACUCUUGACAUUUUCUAAUUAUUCAAUUUUCUUUUAAGAUAUAUUAAAACUUACUGAUUAGAUGGCAUGGUUGUGUUUUUUUGUCUUUCCUCAGUUUGUUUUGCUAGGAGUUUAAUUGUUUGCCUUACAAAUGAUGUUAUAUUUUGAUCAUUAAAAUAUAACAUGUAAAUAUAUACACAAAUAUUCUUUCAAAGCUCUGAGUCUUCAACAUUUUAAAUUAGAGCUUUGAAAGCUGUAGUUUAAGGUUCAUAAGUCACUGUAAUUUAGAAGCAAUACUAGUCUAUUAACAGAAACUUGUCUUUAUGACAUUGAUUUUUAUGCUUUCAUUUUUGAAAGGAUUAAGUCCUAUGAUUUUAGUGACUAAAGGUGUUUGGAGAUUAGUUUUUCCCCUACGUCUUCAAUUUAGAAGCUAAUAAAACUGAAGUCCAGGGAGAAUUCAACUUGAUGUAAAAAGCUAUUUAUGGCAGAGCAAGGACCAGCACUGAAUCUUUGUAAUUUUUCUUCUUGCUGUUCCAUAGAAGUAAAGGUCCAUUAAAAUAUCCUCCAUGUAAAAAGUGGAAGUGUUUGUUUCAUUAAAAUUGUUUUUAAAAUUGGGAGGUUAUGAAAUCAGGGGAAUUGUAUUAGUUACCCAAUCCUCCAUUUUUUUUUUCUAGCAAAAUAAGAUACCCUCUUGGGGCUAUUAUAUAUCUUGGCUAUAAGAUUUAAUGUCUUAGUUCAUUUUUAAUGUCUUAUUCUGAAAAAUAUUUCACAGUAAAAAUUUUAAUGAACAAAAUUUAAAUUUUACAUAGAUUAAAAGUAGCAAAAAUAUGUUGAUGGUUUAAAUGAUAUUCUGUAAUGUGUUUUAUAAAUACUGCUAUUUUAGUAUUUAUGGAAAUAAAACAUUCAUUCUUAAAGCACACAUAUUAAGUUUAAAUCUUUAGUAUGUAUAUUACUUAAGGAUUUUGUUUUUGCUGGGGCUUUGUUGAGGAAGUAUUUUUUAAGCCAAGCUUUUGAAUGGGGUAAGUAUAAUUUUAGCAGUAAAGUGGAGAAGAGUUGUUUAAGUCAAAGUGAGUUGCAGGAUGGAGAAAGGCUGGGAAUGGGGAGAAGUGGAUCAUUUGUGUGCAAGCAUGAGUCCAGCGGUAGGCCAGAUGACUUGCUUGACCUUGAGUGUAGAGAGCCGAUUAGGGCAGUGGUAACCUCAACUAGGACAUCUCCCUUGACUAAAUGGGGUAGCUACUGUUUAGCUCCAGGAGAAUUUUUACAUACAAGCAUAAGCCAGAAAUUUGUAUUUUAUGUGACAGUUUUCCAGUUUUAAGAUGUUUGCAAAUAAUUAAAAAUGUUGAAACACUGCACAGACAAAACACAUGAGUGGACCUCAUUCAGCCAGUGGGCUUCGGGUUUGUGGUCUUUGAAGUAGGACAGUGGUUCACCAAGAGUAGAUCCUGACCAGUAGCAUCGGCAUCAUUUGAGAACUUGUGUAAAAUGUAAACUUAUACCUUUUGAAUCAGAAACUCUGGAGGUAGAGUCCAGCAAUUAUUUUAAUAAACCCUGUAUUUUGGAACCUAGCUCAGUGCCUAAAUCAUACUAGAUUCUCAAAAAAUGUUGUUGAAAAGGAGUAAAGGUGAAUUAAGGGAUAUCAAUUUGGAAGUUGGUUGGUGCCAGAUUAUAGAUUACAUGAAAAACUAUUUUUAAGAAAUCAAACCUGAAUGUAUAGUGGGAAGCCAUUGAUGCCUUUUGAUUAACAGAGAGAUAAAUUAGAGUUCCAAGUCAGUGUCUUUUAGGGUGGGCAUUGUAGUGAGAAUAAGUCUGCAAUUUAGGUUAUGGCUGUAGAAAUAGAAAUAAUAAAAAUAAAAUGGACUAUUAAGGUAUUACUUUAGGUUGAAUGCUUAAUUUCAUUGGCAUUUUAUAUCUGCUAUUAAGAGUUCAAUAUUUUAUAAAAAUGCCUUGAAUAUUUAUUAUGCUAUAUCCUUUUGACAAUUUUAUCAUCUUUAAUCUUCUAUGACUUUGAGUCUAAUGAAUUUUCUAUAAUUCUAAUUUGAGGUAAUGUUUUUAUAGUAGAGUUCCAGUAAAUGCGUUCUUACAAUAGUCAGCUUUAAGUUUUUGAGGUUAUUGAAAACAAAUUACUACAUAUAAAGUAAUUCAUAUUGCAGUCUGAGCGUGCUACUUCUUAGAAUUGAUGAUGAAUGUUUAAUUUGAAUAUUGACUUUGUGCAGCUAAAUCAGAGUUUUCCAAAGUGUGUUCUGUGGAACAUUAAUUCUGUGAGAUGUUGCUAGGAAAGAGUUCUGGUUCAAAAUAGUGCAACAUACGCCCUGGCUGGUGUGACUUAGAGAAUUGAGUGCCAACCUACAAACUGAAAGGUCGCUGGUUCGAUUCCCAGUCAGGACACAUGCCUGGGUUGUGGGCUCAGUCCCCCAGUGGGGACAAGUAAGAGGCAACCGUUAAAUGUAUAUCUCUCACACAUUGAUGUUUCUCUGCCUCUCUUUCUCCCUCCCUUCCCCUCACUCUAAAAAUAAACAAAAAUCUAAAAAAAAAAAAAUGCAGCAUACAUCUUUUUUGGUGAUUAGGUUCUAAAAUCAGUGUCAAAGGUAAAAAUGUACAUACAAAAUUGCCCUUGAAAAUUCUGCUGUCUAUAAAAUAGUUGUAAACAUAGUCUGUGACAGUCAGAUUUUUUUCUAGCAUUGUGUUGUUUCUUUAGUUGUAUCAGAGGGCAAAUUCAUUAACAUUUAGGGACUGAGUAGAAUAAAACAGCCUAUUUUUAUAUAUUUUUAAACCCCAGUAUCUCACUCAUUGCAGUGAAUUUACAAUAGCAGUUUUUCCAAUCAGUCUUGUGUAAUUUUAAUUUGUAAAAAUUUAAGUGCUUAUGAUUCUGUUCCAUUUUAUAACCACUCUUCCAUCCAUGCAACCAUAAUUAGCAUAGUUUAUGAAAAUUCCAGUAUAAAGAAAAUUUGACUGUUAAACUUUUUUUUUUGGAGGUUCUUAUUGUCAUUUUGUGUAAUAGCUUAGGAAGAUUCUGAGCUAAACAUUUUUUUCUUUGUCUUUUUGACAUUCAGACUUUUUUGAGUUUUUUGACUACUUAGCAACUUAGCAGUUUUCACUGAAGGCAACUUUUACUAAGCGGAAUGUGUAAGGGAGAAUUCUGCUAGUACUAAUGGAAUAUAACUAAAGCCACCAGACAUCCUACAUACUGUGGAGAACUGUUUGGGGCCGUGAGAUUGACCUAUGAAAUGUGCUGGGAAGACAUAGGGAAGAGUGAUUUGAUUUUUAAAAUGUAGACUAAUUUUGUGUAAGUAUAUUAAAUUUGAAAAUCUAAGUCAAAUUACUAUUUCACCCAAUAUAUUAGUACUUUAAAUAGUGGAUAGGUUAUUUUUAGCACCUCCCCAUAUGUUUUCUUACCCAUAUGAACUUAAAUUGUACAUUAUUUUUACAACUUCUGUUUUCCUAAACUAGGUAUGAUUUAUAAUGGCAUCCUAGAAAAGAUAAUGAAGCUCUUCCAUUUCUUAAGAUGCCAGCAGAUUUCUUAAAAUAUUCAAAUCAAGUACUUUUAUGUAUAAUGAGACAUCAACUUGGUAUUAUUUCAUUUUUGAAGGAUUCACUCUCCUUUUGCAUCUUAGAUAGAAAUGUGUAAAAUAUGAAUUAUUUUUCAUGUGUGGCCUUUUAAUGUUGAAUUUUAAAAAGACAUGUUUGAAUAAUUUAGAGCGUGAUAAAAUGUGUUUAAUAUAUGCUGUUCAUGAUGGUGGUUAAAUGUUCUUUUAAAUAUAAGGUAAUACAUUGUACUGAUUUGUGGGUACUUGCUUUUUGUGUCAUAAAACAAUUCAGUUCUGUUGAGGUAAAAUUUUAAUGAUGAGAUAUAAUUGAAAUAUAUAUAUACAGGUGAUUGUGUUACAGUAGAUACCAAGUGUACCAUGUUUAAAUAUCAUAAUAUAUCUUUCAAAUAUUAAGAUCCACAAAUUCUCAAAAUCAAUUAAAUAUUUGAUAUUAAAUUUGAUUGUAAAUACUUCAAAAUAAUUAGAUGAAAUAUGGUUGCAGUACUUAAUACAAAAGAUUAAAUGCUUAAAAUACGCAACCUAGUUAAUCAUUAACAGUUACGCUAAAUCUUUACAUAUGAUUUUGAUUUGUUUGAUUAAAACUAGUAAUUAGAAUAUGAAUAUUAUUUACUUUUCAUUGGUUUGUAAAUAGUGGAAAGCAAAGUAAAUAAGAAAAAAAUACUGCCUAAUUCAGCCCAAAUAAUUUAAACUAAAAUGUAUAGGUCAUUAGACUUAUACUUUAUUAAUAUAAGUCUAAAUGACUUUGUUAGUAUAAGUCUAAAUGUUUUCAUGUUUUAAAAUUAUGUGUGAAUUCACUUCUGUUACAGAGAUCAAGAAAGUCUUCAAACAUAAAGAAAAAGUCAGGAGUAUUUUACAGUAAACAUUCAUAUGUCUAUCACUGAAAUUCUGCAAUUUUUUAUUGUAUUUGCUUUAUCAUAUAUUUAUCCAUUCAUCCACCCAUCAACUCAUUUUUAAAAGAACACAAACAAGUUGCAGAAUUAGAAUACUUCUAAACACUUCAGUAUGAAUGUUAUAAAUUGGAGUUCAAUAUUUAUUUGUAUAUGUAUUUUUUUAAAGGUAAGAUUUGUAAACAGUGAAAUGCAGAAAACUUCAAUGAUGAUUUUUGACAGCUGACUACACCUUUUUAGCUUAACUCCCUCUUAAAUUCAGAACAUUAUCCUCACUAUGGGUAAUCUUCUCAUUUCCCCUUCUAAUCAGUCCUCUGGCACUUUAGGCAACCACUGUUCUGAUUUUUAGAAAAUCGUAAGCUUUGCCUGUUCUAGAACUUCAUACAGUACGUACCCCUUGUUUCUGUUCUUUCACCCAUCUUAACAUUUUACUAUUCACUCCUGUUCAUCCAUCUUGUCAGUAGUUCAUUGCUUUUUGUUGCUGAGUAGUGUCCGUUGUAUAAAUAUACCACAGUUGGUUUAUCUUUUGAUGUAUUUCCGGGCAAUUUCCAGAUUUUGGCUAUUGUGUAUGACGGUUCUAUGAAUAUUCUUGUAUAAAUUAGCUAUGGACAUAAUGUUGGAUUAGGAAAGUUAUAUGGUUAAUUUUUUAAACAACUGCUAAAUUUUUUCCCAAGUGAUUAUACCAUUUAAACUUCCAUUUACAGUGUAUGGUUUCUUUUUUAAAAUAAAAAUUUGCAUGUUCCGUGAUUCGAAUGUCAGAAUUGGAAUUGAUGAGUAACUUUUUUGAUCUUUAAAUGGAUUGAAAAUGCUAGGCAGACAGUUUAGAUAUUUGGAAAUGUUGUAGUUUUAUGUACUUUUUUCUACUUUAGCAUUCAUUGCAUAUACGCUUUGACAAGAGGUAUUGAGGGAUGUGAUGAAAUGUAUAGUCCUUGUCAUUCUCAUAAAGUAUCAUUCUGAAAAUGACCUUUGAUGCAAAGAAAUAUCUUCUAGGUUUAUUUUAUAUAGAAUGAUACUUGUAUUUAGUUGACAUUCAGUCUCUUAUUAGGUAAACAAUGAAUGAUUACCAGUUUAAAGGAAUUUAUGAAUUAAUGUUUGUACAUUUUUACUGUAAUAAAACCUAUGUUUCAA
Molecule: messenger RNA, 6721 nt
Organism: Phyllostomus discolor (pale spear-nosed bat)
Lineage: Eukaryota; Metazoa; Chordata; Mammalia; Chiroptera; Phyllostomidae
Gene: FSBP
Product: fibrinogen silencer binding protein
Exons: 2
Coding region: 174-1070 (298 amino acids)
Source: RefSeq, a predicted model, not a curated record